Messenger RNA from Xylaria bambusicola, 724 nucleotides. Its product is annotated as hpt domain-containing protein. The coding region runs from base 162 to 602 and encodes 146 amino acids. Gene Ontology annotation, molecular function: protein histidine kinase binding; histidine phosphotransfer kinase activity. Gene Ontology annotation, cellular component: cytoplasm; nucleus. The record is from RefSeq and is a predicted model, not a curated record. Gene Ontology annotation, biological process: phosphorelay signal transduction system; phosphorylation. The transcript is spliced from 4 exons. Lineage: Eukaryota; Fungi; Ascomycota; Sordariomycetes; Xylariales; Xylariaceae.
AGCUUUUUUUCAAACCGCCCACACAGCUACUAUUCUUUAUCAAGGCUCCCCUCCAAAAUCACUCCAACUAUUCUUACUACCCUUGGCUAUUCAUUUCUUUUCCUUUCUCCUUACUCUAUAAUUCCAUAAGCAGCACGUAUUCCUCCUUGGUUGGUAGCAACAUGGCCAGCAACACUCAGCACGACGAUGGACACGACAAAGGCAUACCCGAUCUGGGUGACGCUAUCGACAUCCUCACGUUUAGCCAGAUUCUAGAAAUGGAUGACAGCGAAGAUGAUCGUGAAUUUAGCAGAUCUAUUGUAUUCGGUUUUUUUGAACAGGCCCAGGAGACAUUUGAGAAGAUGGAUGAAGCCCUAGCCAAUGAGGAUUUGGAGGAGCUAUAUCGUCUAGGGCACUUCUUGAAGGGCUCUUCGGCCACAGUUGGCCUGACUAAAGUUAAAGACAGUUGUGAGAAAAUACAACGGUACGGCAAGAAGGAAAAUCUUGACGGCACUCCUGAAGAUGAUGACAACCUUUGCCUAUCACGCAUUAAGACGACGCUCAGUGUUGUUAAAACCGAGUACGCUGAAGCAGAGAAAACACUGAAGGAUUUCUUCAAAUAAAACAUCAAAUGGACAGACGAGGACCGGCUGCUGCAGAUGCUUUGCGGUCUGCUCUGCGAAGCCUAUCCUCAGCUAUGCGCUUCCAUAGCGCAUAGGCUACAGGUCUCAGCCCGAUACCAGGG